AUGCCGCUGAACACAGCCUCGGAAGGCUUUCUGCUUGGAGAUGUGAAAGGUGAAGCCAAGAACAGCAUUACUGACUCUCAGAUGGAUGAUGUUGAAGUUGUGUAUACAAUUGAUAUACAAAAGCACAUUCCAUGUUAUCAACCCUUCAGCUUUUACAACGCAGCUGGAGAACUGAAUAAACCAGCGCUGAAGAAAAUAUUGUCAGGGUGCAAAAAGAAUGUGGUAGGUUGGUACAAACUCAGGCGUAAUACUGACCAGACAAUGACGUUUAGAGAACAGCUUCUUCACCAGCACUUACAGUCACACUUGUCAAAUCAGGGUCUUGUGUUUCUGUUACUCACUUCCAGUGUGACCUCUUCAAGUUCAUCCACUUACAAACUUGAAUAUGCAUUGCAUAAGCCACAAGAGGGGCUUCUUCAGAAAGUGCCAGUAGUUGUAGCCAAUCUAGGAAUGGCAGAACAGCAAGGUUAUCGAACUGUAUCUGCUUCUUGUAUUUCUUCUGGCUUUUGUAAAGCAAUCGCAAUACACAGGUCAGAAUUCUUUAAUGAAGAUGGGUCUCUAAAAGAAGUUCAUAAGAUUAAUGAAAUGUAUGUAACUUUGCAGACAGAACUAAAGAAUCUGUGCAGUAAAGUAGUGGAUAGUGAAAAAUCAGUAGAGAAUCUGUUAUCACAAAUAGAUCAGCUGAGACAAGAAAUAAGAAGCAAAAAAGAACAGAAGAAAACUGCAGAAAAGAACAGAAAUUACUCAGAGGAGCCCAAAGAAAAUAUUUUUCUUUGUCAAGCUUUGCAGCACUUUUUCCCAAAUUCUGGGCUGCAGACAAGCACGGUUACUUUAAAGGGAAGGCAGAUUUCUAAGCAGUGCUGCACUGUCGACCACAACAUCAAAAUAACGGACCGGUUAACUUUAAUGAUCAAAGAAAGUAGUUUCCCUGAAGCUGAAACAAGGCAGACGAUGAAGCGAAAAGGUACUGUGAACACAAGCGGCCCAAAGCCAUUCAAAAGACUGCGAUCAUUCCACCAUACUCAGAAACUGUUUCAAGAAGACCAGGAAAGCCGUGACCAAGAAAUAAAUGUUACAAGUAACACCAAACCAACAGAAAGUGUGACACACUGAUGGAUGCACACUGCCUUUAAUCCCUUCAAGUGGCAAAGGUUUUUGUUUUUUUUAUUCUCACCCAUUGCUGCCUCUCAUUAGCGCGCUUCAUUAAUACAUGGAAUAUUUGAGCAACAUUUUGCAAUUCAAACAUACCAUUUUAAAUCAGCAUCUUUCUCACAACUUGGAAAAAUGUUCAGAUUGCUCUUUCUCAUUAAAUCUGUAUAUUGCUUACUCCCAGCGUUUCUCAACCUUGGCAUCGUGAAGACGUGAGGACUUCAACUCCCAGAAUUCCCCAGCCAGC
This is a messenger RNA of Python bivittatus (Burmese python), 1396 nucleotides long. NCBI's taxonomy places the organism in Eukaryota, Metazoa, Chordata, Lepidosauria, Squamata, Pythonidae. The record is from RefSeq and is a predicted model, not a curated record.